UCAACUAAAGCAGAACGGAUCAAACGCAGUGAACAUUAUACAGCCGAUUCACUUUUGUGACUGAUCGAACUUAUCACCAGUGAACGUUGGGACGGUGCGCGAAUCCUUCUGAACUAUUGAGCGAAUUGCGCCAGACUUACAUGAAACGGUGAUGUUUUACUCAAACCAGGCCCGUCUAGAAAGCCACAGUUGCUAGUUACAUACAUCCCACUCAGUAUUGGCACCCAGCCUUGGAAUAUAUUUCAAUCCAUAGUUUCUUCGCCUCAACCAAGAGAACGCGAUAACGGUGCUUUUAUCUGUUUCGUGCCACGGCGGCCCGCUGAAACGUGCUGAACAGCCGCACCAUCCACACCAAACGCCGGAUUGUCUGUCGACUUUAGUUCUUGAGGAUGCCACUAGAAUCAGCCUCCGUUCUGGGAGACGAGUCGCGCUACCUGCGUGAGAAGCUCGGGACUGCUCUGACGUGCGGCCUAGCAGAGGUGUGCCGCAAGAGGCCCAGCGACCCGAUCCAGUUCCUGGCGCAGUGGCUGCUGCGCUUCCGACACUUCACGCAGGAGCAGCUGGACCUGGAGCUGGCCGAGAUGCAGCGCGUGGAGGAGGAGCAGCGGCUAGCGCAGUACGAGUAUACGGCGCUGCUGCGGCAGGCCAUCGCCGACGGCGAAGCGGGCUGCUAGACCGCUCCCCCAUCCCCCAGGCAGGUCGGUCAGCUGCGCCGCACGCCACCGAAGCGGAGCUGACCGGUCGGCGCCUUGCUCAGGGAAACACGAGGUCUGUUUCACGCACCGUUUCAAAGUACAUUGUCCGGGUCGAGACUCCCAGGGUCCCGAACCACUGGUGAAACAUUUUCAUACAUGCAGACAGCUGUAGUUGUUGUAGUUGUAGUAAUUGUAGUUAGCUGUUACAGCGGCCGACACAAAAUGCUCAAAGCAGUAUCGAUUUCAUUUUUGUCUGAACAGGAGCCCAUACAUACUUAGACGAUAACCCCUCCCCCCAAUACAUUAACACAGAAACUUUGUUUUCGCCCACAAAUACAAGAUCAUUCAAGAAAAAACCCGAAGUGUAAGCGGUCGCAAGCCAGUCACGAAAUGCUAAAGUAAUAAGCACGACUGUCCUUACACACGGAAAUGUGCUCCACACCAUCGCGCAGCCUAGGGCCGAGCACCAGUUCGUGAGCACGGCGGCCCAGCCCGUCUCUGGCAGGAAUGUGAUACACCCGCCGGGCUCACACGGCCAGGACGUUUGAGCGUCCUCCGCUCCCCCUCCCCCCUGCACCUGCCCACAGUCACGUCGACCGGCUCAACCGGCGGGCAAUGCAGGCCGGGAUCAGAUUUGGUAAUUUCGAUUUCGAAAGUCGUGAAAUCUCACGGCACGGCAAUCGUAACACGAGGCGAGCCCCGGAUCUCGUCCUGUCGCGUUAGUGUGAUGCCUCAAGGACCGAGAGUCGGCAGCGGGUCGAGUCGGCACCGCCGCUGACCCGCGGCGGCCGCAGCGAAUGCCGUGGCGCGACGGCGAGCCGGCGGUGGGCGGCGUGACCGCUUUGUUGGCGUCGGCCACACGGGGGUCUGCGGCCAGCAAGCUGGUCACCAAGGCCACAAUUAUUCCGUCCGGAGGGCGUGGCAGUGGCCAGACACGCGCCACACCAGGUGCGUGCCUAUCACCGGUGGUAGGCGGACAAAUCAAACCGCACACACACAU
Messenger RNA from Pollicipes pollicipes, 1695 nucleotides. RefSeq names its product DPY30 domain-containing protein 1. The record is from RefSeq and is a predicted model, not a curated record. Bases 390 to 674 code for a protein of 94 amino acids. NCBI's taxonomy places the organism in Eukaryota, Metazoa, Arthropoda, Thecostraca, Pollicipedomorpha, Pollicipedidae. Gene Ontology annotation, cellular component: Set1C/COMPASS complex. The transcript is spliced from 2 exons.